CCAGGCGGCUUCCUCUUGCCCGUUGACCGUGCCUCGCCCUGUGGACAUGGCUCAGAGUGGUCUAACGCACUGCUCCGACUAGUUUAGAGACACGGGGGUCUCAGUGGAUUAACCCCUUGCUCCCCGCAUUGCUGCCGGGACCACGCACGAGAGUGGCUACCUGGCUGCACCACGCCAGCCGGGCGUGGAGGGGCUGAAGCCGGGGAUGGUGUGAAGGGAGGGCAAUGUCGAGCUGGCCGAGCACACGCACGCGGGCAGGGUAAAUGCCCUGGGAGGCAGCAGGGUGGGGGUCAAACCGCUUGGUCUAAGCAGCUUAGGAGCGAUUAUGCUGCUGAUUUAAACGCCCGCGGGCGCCGGGGCCAGGAGCGGGAGCGGCCGGGGGAAGUUGCCGGAGGCAGCUGGCUGCAGAGGGAGUUACCACUUGAGGGGCCCGGGACAUCUCGGCGGAGCACAGGGGAAGAUGCCCGUGAUCAACAUCGAGGAUCUGACCGAGAAGGACAAGCUGAAGAUGGAAGUGGAGCAGCUCAAGAAAGAAGUGACGUUGCAGAGAGAAGCGGUGUCCAAAUGUUCUGAAGAGAUCAAGAAUUACAUUGAAGAAAGAUCUGGCGAAGAUCCUUUGGUUAAGGGUAUUCCUGAAGAUAAGAAUCCCUUUAAGGAGAAAGGAGGCUGUGUCAUUGCAUAAAAUCUCUCCUGCAACUGGAACAUGUAGUAUUAUCCCUUAGUUGAAUGACUAGCUGUCCUCGGUUCCAUCGGUCCUUGGAUUUUUCUAAGAAAAAAAAAAGAAAAAACACAUAUAGAACGAGGCUCUCGUUACCCAUUCUGUAGGACACAGCUGUAUCUCACUACUUGAUAUGGCUUUGUCUGCUGAAGAUCUUCCCUUGGAGGGGCCGGAUCCUGAACGUUGUUCUAAAGGACAUUCGCUUCUAGUGUCUGCUUAGCAUGACAUGUCUCGGCCGUUGUGUUUACUGAGUAGUUUCAAUAAAAAACAACUUCUGCCUGGAAA
Molecule: messenger RNA, 1003 nt
Organism: Gavialis gangeticus (Gharial)
Lineage: Eukaryota; Metazoa; Chordata; Crocodylia; Gavialidae
Product: guanine nucleotide-binding protein G(I)/G(S)/G(O) subunit gamma-11
Exons: 3
Coding region: 461-682 (73 amino acids)
Biological process (GO): G protein-coupled receptor signaling pathway
Cellular component (GO): heterotrimeric G-protein complex
Molecular function (GO): G-protein beta-subunit binding
Source: RefSeq, a predicted model, not a curated record